Messenger RNA from Xiphophorus couchianus (Monterrey platyfish), 1170 nucleotides. RefSeq names its product V-set domain containing T cell activation inhibitor 1 (gene vtcn1). The record is from RefSeq and is a predicted model, not a curated record. Gene Ontology annotation, cellular component: external side of plasma membrane. Lineage: Eukaryota; Metazoa; Chordata; Actinopteri; Cyprinodontiformes; Poeciliidae. Gene Ontology annotation, molecular function: signaling receptor binding. The coding region runs from base 123 to 941 and encodes 272 amino acids. The transcript has 5 exons. Gene Ontology annotation, biological process: regulation of cytokine production; T cell receptor signaling pathway.
GACAGUGGCUCUGUGCAGGCUGCAGGAUAAACAUGUACAGGAAUUAUCUGUGGAGAUAAGAGGCAGAACAUCUGGACCGGGACGGAGCUAAGCAGCAAGCCACAGGAGGCUCUUCUAGAGGCAUGGCUACGGUCGGACAAAUCAUUUUUUUCACCAUAGUGACCCUCAAUGUCCUGUUAGCAGCCUUCAUCAUCCUCAUCUUGUCCCUGGCCUUCUCAAAAUCCACGUCCAAGGUGAUGAGCAGCAACACCAAACCGGUCGCCAAACUCGGCGAGGACCAGAUUCUCAGCUGCUAUGUUUCUGCAGAAAGUCAACCAAACAGGCUGGGUAAAGUGUCGGUCAGCUGGGAGAAAACGGAUCUGGGAACGGUUUAUCGUUACCAGAACGGAGCUCCGGCUCUUGAUGGGCAAGCUUCGGGGUUCAAAGGCAGAACUCAGGUCUUCCCUGACGUUGUCGCCACCGGUAACGCCUCUCUGCUGCUGCGGAGCGUGAGAAGCAGUGACGAGGGAGAGUACACCUGCACCGUUAGGUCCUCUGUGGGACGAGGGACAGUCAGCAUUCAGCUCCGGACAGCAGUCUUUUCGGUGCCCACACUGAAGUUCUCUAACAACACCCUGACCUCUGAGGCGAGCAGCUGGUUUCCUAAACCAGCUGUUAUGUGGCUGAACCAAACCGGGAACGAACUGAAAGCAAACACAAGUUUCACUGAACGCUCACCAGGGAUUUACAGUAUCCUGAGCACUCUACAGUCAGCGAAGGUCAGCGAGACCUACAGCUGCAGGAUCGAAAACAACUUAGUGGUGGCAGUCACCGAAACAACUAUAACAGGCUCUGGUGUUUUGGGAAGGACAUUCUUCACCUUCAGUGUCGCUUCAACGCAGCUUGUAUCGUUUUAUCUAAAUGUUAUUACCAGUGUCCUAUGCUUGUUUUAUGUGGUGUAGGUAAAUACAACCUUAUUAUCUUUGCUUUAAAAUCGUUGUCAAAUAUUGUCUAUGUACUCAAGAACAGAGUAAGUGAUGCAGUUUAUUUAAGUAGCGGUUACUAAAGUUUAGCUGUCCGUUUUUAUUGUAAUAUAUGUCAUGGAAUAUUGUGCUGGUUAUUAUAUAUACAUGUAAAUAAUUGUUUUUAUCUGUAUUGUAACUGAUGACAAGAAAAUUAUUUAGACGUCUA